AUGCAGACUACCGCUGCCUCCUCUCAAGCAUUGCUGGUCACGUACGUUCCGGAAUUCAUCGCUACCGACGUCCUGAAAGUACUCGAGCCUUUUGACACGUUCAUCUCGAAUUUUGCGACUCUUUCGAGCGAUAGUCAGGACAGCGAUUGCCCAAUCUGCUACAACCCGCUCGACCCUGCCGACGGGCAUUCGAUCUUGAUAGGAGGUCAAAGCGCCGCGGACCGUCUCAUCGUCACGCCGCAUGUCUGUCCUCACUCAUACCAUGUGGGCUGUCUUGAGUUGAAUUUCAAGAUGAGCAGGGACUGCCCUUACUGCCGCCGUACGCUUGUUCCACAGCCGACAUACCCAGUAUUCUACGAUCUCAUCCGUGACAUCCGCAUGGGUCUCUACGACAGUAGUCUUCACAUCACGGAGCGCCCUCUCAAAGUUGCAAGCGAUAAUCUCACCGCUGCAAUCGUCCUCGCUGCCUUCGCAUGUUUCACUCUGCGGGGCGAGCAAGAGGUUUGGAUGGUCCGCAAUUCCUCGUACCCUUUCGUCGUGGCUGGAACUGAGGCGGGUCGUGCGAUGGUGGCCCAGCUUCUCGAGGCGGCUCGCAAGCUCGACGGUCGACGUCGAACCAUCGAGUAUCUCCGUGAAUACCUUCUCGGUGAGGCUGUCUACGAGACCUCGCUUAGCAGGAGUGUUACUCCGGAUAUGGAGUGCUUUGCAGCAGUUGUUUCCAAGUUUUCCGUGCACGUCUUCGCUACGAUCGCUGCCCAAGAGCAAGGCCUCAUGGACCAAGAUUAG
Molecule: messenger RNA, 786 nt
Organism: Lecanosticta acicola
Lineage: Eukaryota; Fungi; Ascomycota; Dothideomycetes; Mycosphaerellales; Mycosphaerellaceae
Source: the annotation of a GenBank genome assembly